Hypoxylon fragiforme is the source of this 2220-nucleotide messenger RNA. RefSeq lists its product as uncharacterized. NCBI's taxonomy places the organism in Eukaryota, Fungi, Ascomycota, Sordariomycetes, Xylariales, Hypoxylaceae. Gene Ontology annotation, biological process: protein import into nucleus; ribosomal large subunit biogenesis. The transcript has 2 exons. Bases 169 to 2154 code for a protein of 661 amino acids. The record is from RefSeq and is a predicted model, not a curated record.
GUGGGGGACAUCGACAUUUGAAGUUUUAGAUAUAUCAUCUAUUUUUAAGGAUUUAAACUGUGACAAACCUUCAAUCUUUACUUACAUAGUAUCAACCAGGUAGUACUAGGUACCUAGUAGACAACAUUGAAGAUUGUCCAGUCGCAUAUAUUACCUACCUAUUCAGCCAUGGCCAAGUCUCGUCGGAACAGAGCCAAGGGUGGCCAACGUUCCGACCCGAUUUCAAAGCCCGUGAAACCGCCCUCGGACCCUGAGUUGGCCGCCAUCCGGGAAAAGAGUAUCCUACCCGUGCUGAAGGAUCUUCAAAGCGUCGACCCUAAAUCACGGACUGCCGCUGCCGGAGCUAUCGCCAACAUCAUACAAGACAACAAGUGUAGGAAACUACUCUUACGAGAGAGGAUCGUUCACAUAAUCCUCAAUGAGACCCUUACCGAUACAAGUCUAGAGAGCAGAGCUGCUGGAUGGAGCAUUCUUCGUAUCCUCGCAGCCAAGGAAGAGGCCGACUUUAGCGUUCACCUAUUUCGAAUAGACGUUCUGACUGCUCUUGAGCAUGCCUGCGCAAAUAUUACCAAAGCUCUGAGGUCUUCAAAUCCUCUUUUCAGCAAACUUCCCAAACUUGAGCAAAUAUUCAUCUGGAGCAUUGCUGAGUCACUCGCUGCUAUACUUGCAGCUGUAGCCGAGGCUCAUGACGAAGCACUCGAUGCUAUUGUGCGUAGUGAACAAAUCGUUCAAUUUCUCUUCACACUGGUUACCCAUGGCUAUACCACUCUCCCGGUUCUCAACAGUGCGUUGUGGUGUAUGAUGACACUGUCUGAGGAUAACCAGAAGUUUGUAGACGCCAUUCUUGCCGACGAGCCCGCUGACCAGCCCAUCAAAUGCUACAACCGGCUCAUCGAUUUGAAGAGUAGUGAUGGAUAUAGGGCCGUGCUGGCUUGUGGUGUAUUACACAACGUGUUCUCCGUGGCGCAAUGGAGCGAUCAAAACCCUGGCAGGGAUGGCGCUAGCGACGCCAUCCUCGUUCCUACACUUUCUCAGAUCAUCGGACGAACCCAAUUGAAGAAGAUAAUGUCGAAUGGCGAGGACACAGCAAGCCCGGUGGAUGUUAUGCAAUUGGCUCUGGAGAUAUUGGCAUCCAUCGGCACCUCCCUGCAAGAAUCAUUGCAUAAGAACCACCGAAGUAAGUGGAAUGUAGAAAAAAAGAGGAUAGUCGAGGACGCAGAUGUUGCCAUGGACGCUGAUGUUGAUGAGAAACUUUCCGAUAAAGAUGUGGCUGGAGACGAUGAAGAUGAAGAGAUGGACGAGGAUGAAAUGGAAGCGGACAUGGAUAUAGUCACCGGAAUGGACGAUAACGACGACGAACCGGAAGGUAUUGAUGACUUGCCUACCUUGAAAGAGCUCAUGCAGAAGGCGAUUCCACAAGUCGUGAAGGUAUCGCAAAGUUGCGGAGGCAUUGGCGAACCAGCAGGCUUGAUCCUUGACCACGCCUUCACGACCCUGAACAACAUCUCAUGGACGGUUAGCUGUAUGGACUUGACUGACGUAUCAAAUACCGCAAUAUUGUCGGCAUGGACACCGGUGGCACAGGCCAUCUGGCAACAGGCCAUCGCUCCCGUUCUCGCCAGUGAUACUUCCGACGUAGAUCUCGCGGCUAUCGUGACGAGUCUAGCAUGGGCCAUUGCGAGGACUUUGCAUGGACAGAACUUCCUCAGUGGAGAUGAGCACAAGAAGUUCAUCGCGCUCUACCAUGCAUCCAAGAACCUCACGCUUGACCAGGACGAUCCUUUCCAAAGCCUCGGCGUCAAAUGUGUUGGCGUGCUCGGUCAACUCGCGCUCGCAGCAUCGACCCCCCUAAACCGAGAGAUAGGCAUAUUCCUUCUCACAGUGGUCAAAUCACUACCCGAGACCCCAGCUGCGGAUGCCGUGGAAGCUUUGAACCAGUUGUUCGAUAUAUAUGGGGAUGAGGAUAAGGAAUGGGACCAGGAGGUCUUCUGGAAGGAGAACUUUCUACAGCACCUGGAAGAGGCCGCCCCUAGAGUGAAGACCGUGGUAAAAACAAUUGAUAAGAGAAAGUCCACCGAGCUGCGGGCGCGUGCUGAGGAGGCGAGCUGGAAUCUCUCGAGAUUCAUACAGUACAAGCAAAAACAUCGGCCCUAAGCUAGGCUGAUAAAUAAGGAUAGUGUGAUAGAAAUGCUACGAUCAAGGGCCGGUAGCGCGGCCCGA